AUGAAUGUUUCCGUCUCGGUCCCUUCGCACUACUCUUAUCGCCGGCAGCCGUCUGCACUUAUCGACUGUCCACGCGAGCCGCGUGACUCACGACCUGCGACUAUUCAGAGACAAAAACGCCCCAGUUCAGUUAAAAGCCUUUUGUCUCAUCUUCCGCGUGCAAACUCUCUCGUUCCUCAAGGUCCCGAAAAUGAGGAGACACACGGGCAGUUCACUUUUCCACCGGCGCCGUCCGCUGCGUUUGCCUCUGCGAUGGCCUCCCCUCCACCUCGCAGUCCGGUGUCUUCGCUCAACCCGUGCGUCUCUCUCUUGAAUGGACUGCAGGAGAGCGAGGCGCACGCUGUCGAGCGCUUCGCAGUUCUGUGCUGUCUGGAGCGGCGGAUAGAAGCAGAAGCCGCCCGUUUGGCGAGGCUCCUCGAUCGCAUGCGUGCGCAGCGCAUUCGCCUUCAGUUUCAGCAGCAGCAACCGAGGCAGUUUCGAGGCUCCGAAAGAGGUGGCGGAAAAAGAAGGUGGCGGGGCAGAGUUGACGAAUGUGGCGGCUCGGAAAGCGAAGAAGACGAGGGGAAGUCCAUGUCUCUUCUCCUCAACGAAGCUGGCCAGCCGCUCCCCAGCAACCCCGACGCCAUACACAUAUGGACGCUCCGCAACCGCCUUCAACACCUCUCCAGAGGAAGCAGCCGAGCCAAGUUGUCUGCAGCAGCCAGCAAGGCCGGGGCCCUCGUGUGUCCGUCUGCCGCGACGGCGCCUGGAAAGGCUCGCGGCGAGAAGGGGAGCGAGGCCGAGAAAAAGAUUCCGCAGUCGGCGGUAUGGGAGCGUGGAGACCCCGGCUGGAGCAGCGCCAUUCUGCGCUGGCAGCUAGAGAGGCUGAAGGUGAAGAGGAGAAGGAGAGUAAAAAAGGAAGAAGAUGGAGGGGCGGGGGAAAAGGGGGGCAGUGGUGAGCCCGAGGACAGGGACGAAGAAGCUGAGGAGAGGGAGGAAGAAGAGGCAGCGGUGCGGGAACGCAUGGCGGCGGCGGACUUGCGGGUCUUUCGAAGCUUCGUAAGAGAGCUGUGCAAGACUCUGGUCUCGAUACCCAUCUCUACGCACGCAGUCCGCGCGCUCUUUGACUACUGUCGCGUCCACUCGUCGUCUCCUCAUGCACUUCCAGCGUCUUCCGAAGAGGCUUGGCUCCCCCUUACCCCCGGCGAAGUUCAUCCCUCGAAGCUUUUGUAUGCCACGCGCAGUCUGCUUCUCGCGAGUCGGCGUCUCUGCAUGGGUUCUGCCGCUGCGGCGGGGGUCCAUGUGCCUGCCCCUAUUCCGACGCUGGCAGAGGUCCUCCGCGUUGUGUGCACAGCUGUGUCCGCGUCGCUGCCGCCGAGUGUGUCCUGGGCCUUUACGCCUGCGGAGUGCCUCACUAAAUUCAUCAACAGUGUGCAGGCGCGGGACGACCCAGUCUCUGGCUUCCUCUUCGCCUCUGGCGGCCACGAUGCACGCGGUGCAGAGAGUUCGCUCGCAGUCGCCCCCUCGCACACUUCUGGCGUCGUCGGCUCUGGUGGUCCGCAGGUCACUGGCGAGAACCGAGGGCCGCGGCCUGCGGCGACUCCGAGCUCCUCUUCGUCCCACGCGCCUCUCGCGUGCCCUCACGAAGACGCAGCAGCACGCGCGGGCGCUCUUUCGGGACAGGACUUCCGGCUCCUGGCGAGCGUGGAGGAGGCGAUUGUCCGUGGCCUAGGGCAGGUUGCUGAGGCCAGCCAAAGGACGGGGGCAGCUGAGAAGGAAGGCCGCGGAGAAGCGACAGAUGAGGAGACCGGAGCGCUUCGCCGGGGUCGCCAAGCCGCGCACACAAAACCGGGGAAGAGUAAACGCGGGGAACGACCGCUGGCAAGAAUGCGUCAAGAAGCCGACGCGAAUGAGGCGGAAGGAGAUCCCCACGCAGGGUUGCUGUCCCUGAGAGCACGCAGCAGCGCGGCGGGGGUCGGAGCAGACGCCGGAUACGGCGAUGGCCAGAGCGGCGCUUUCUAUAGUGGAGCCACGUUGAGCGCAGGGAUCCGGGCCGCUCUGUCGAGGUGCGACCAGGUUCCGAUUCUCUUCUUCUCGUCACUGGUCGCGCAGCCAGUGACGCCGUUCUCCGUCUUCCAGGUGUACCUCCACCUGAAGAAGAGAAGCUCCGAGCAACACGACCUCGUCGCCCACCGCCGGUGGUGGGCGGCAGAAGAAGACGCCGCGCUCCUCCGCGCAGUCGAGUCCGUGGGCGUUCAACAGCGCGGGGCGGGCAAGUGGAUGAAGGUCGCCGCUAUGCUGCCUGGUCGCACCAAUAACCAGUGCCGGGCUCGCUAUCUCUAUCUCUCCGUGGAAGGGAAACGCCAUGGGCUUUUUUCGGCGUUGGAGGACAUCCGCCUGCAGAUCCUCGUUUCGUGCUAUGGCAGGGGCACCUGGGGCAAGAUCGCGCGGCACCUUCGAGGCCGGACGGAAAUGAAAUGUCGAGAGAGAUACGAGAACUGCCUGCAUGAGGAAGUCAAAUCCCUGCCGUGGACAGUCAGCGAGGUCUCGCUUCUCCAGGUCGCCGCGAGCUUUUACCACCAAGACUGGAGGAAAGUCGCACGCGUGGUCACGGGGCGACCGGCUGAGAGCUGCAGAGAGAAGUUCGAAGAACUCGAGGUUCACGCGGAACUGGAAAGGGCCUGCGUCCGCCUUCUUCGGUUGUCGGGGCCAGAGACCGAAGACGCAGGCGAUGCCGCAGCAGAGGAGAGGAGCAAGCUUCGUCUCCACUCAACGGAAGGCGGGGGGCGAGAGGGCGUCGGGUGGCCCCCCCACGGCGAGUCAGGGUCGCUGGAGACAGCGUCGCACAGCGAUCUGUCUGUCGUCGCCUGGGCUCAAAGCCACGUGGCGUCGCUUCUUCGCCUUUUCCUGACCUCUUGUCCGCAGCUGUUCCCUGCCUCGGUGCAUGCGGCUGUGAUGAGCCAGCGGUCGUCCGCUUCUCCCUCUUGGCGCCCUUUUCCCGCCUUAUCCAGCGAAGACGCAGUCCCGAACGGCGGUCGCCUUCUCAACCCGACAAGCGACGUCUGGCGAGCCUCAGAUCUGGCGGAGACACAGGCCCCCGCGGGCGCCCAAGAGAGAGCCGACCAAGAGGGGGAAGGCGCGUGCAGCCACGCAGGCGGAGCUCGUUCCGCUGGUGCUAGAGGAGAAGCCAUUCAGUUCGCGAGGUACCUCGAUGGCGUGUACGCGAUGUUAGGUUUUCCCGAUUCGCCUUCGAGUACGCCUCUCCGGCUAGAUGGAUCGCGUCACUGCGUGUCCUCAGUAGGCCGCUCUCUCUCUGAAAGUCCGGGGGGAGUAGCUGGCGGCCUGGGUUCUAAGGAGGGCGACGGCCGAGCGGGCAUCAACCCCCAGGGGGUUGUUUCCUCGGCGCCGUUUUCAUUUAGCGCUUCGGAAGCAUCUCCAUCCUUGAGCGCUCUCUUUUCGCCCUUGGCGUCCCUUGUUGAGGCCUCGCCGGGCUCCUUCGCAGCGCCCGGAGGCGGAGCCCCGCACGUCCCUCCUCACCCGCUGGCGCCGCCGUCUCCGUCGCUCCUCUGUCUUCCGCCGGCACCCUGUCCGCCGUCGUCUUCGAGCGAACCGCCUGCGCCUCCUGUGUCUGCACUUCCGGCGGGCGUGGAGGCCCCUGAGGGAAAGGGUGAUGAGUCUCCGGGUGCGGAGACCGACGACGCCAUCCCUCCUUCCGUCCCGCCAGAAGUGGUGAAGAGGGCGCGCGACACAGUGCGCGCCUGUCUCUUCCUUCUCCUCCGCCUGGAAAAGAGUAUAGGUUUCGAUGCAACUGAGCACGCGCCGCGGUUGAUCGGGCUGCUGAAAGGGGCGGCAGGCCGGCGCAGUGGCGAGACCAGCGCGGCAAAGAGCCUGGCGAGGCGUUUCGAGGGACCGCUAACGGGAACAACAGGGAUCUGUGGCUCGUCUCCCCUCGCAGGGCAGCACAGCCGCCCCAAGGGCGCGAGGAGAACUCGUGGAAGAGAAACCGACAAACAGACACACACGCAGUUCCCGCUCGUGUCUCUGCCGGAGUUUCUUGAGGGCGGUCUCCCGUCGGAACCGUGUCUCCCAGACCCGCGGCUCCCUGCGACUGCGCUUCUGCCGGUUGUCGAGGGCCUUCUGCGGUGGCUAGCUGCUAAACCCUCGCCGUGGCCCGCUGGGGGAUCCCAGCGGUCGAGCCCGCACCGGGUGCCCAGGGACAGAGCCUCUCUGGAUGGAUGUGCGAGUCGGGCGGUGCGCGACCCCCUAGCGACGAAGGAAGGCGGCGACGAACUGUCAGGGCCUCUUGGCCCCUCGUCGGGGGGGGGUGGGGACGCUGGCGGCCUUUGGGAGUCCGCAGGAUGUGCGGUGCCUCGAAUGUCUGCAAGUCGGGCCGAAGCAGGUUUUGACCGCCUAGACCCGUUUGCGCCUCACCCAGAAGGACCGCGCCGGCAGUCUGCAGUUCUCACCUCCAAGCGGCUCGCCCUGAGGCGUCUGCAACGGCGCCCGCUGCCUGCCGCUCUGGUCGAGGCCGCGACGAAGGCGGCGGCCGCCGAGAUGAAGCGACGGGGUCUGGAUCAGGAAGCGCGCGUUUCAAGCGGUGUGCAGCGCGGGAAAGAUGUGAGACAGAGGACAGAAAGCUUCCCUUCUGUCUCUUCACCUGCUUCGGCAGAAGACGGCAGCCAGCCUGACAAUGUGGCUCCCUCAAGCAUGCCGCAGGCGUGGCUAUCAUGCAGGGACGAGCAAGGCAGCGUGGAAGGGGAGCAACGUGAAGGCCCAGGUUUUGGUGACGUUCGAGGCGGGGGGUUGGCGCGCCAGGGGGGGUCGCCGAGAGACUCGACCACCAGACGAAAUCCUGCACACGAAGACCGACAAGAAGACCUGCUGUGUGCGGAUGAUCACCUGAUGCCGAGAUGGAGAGACGGUGAGGUUGCCUCGAUCUUGCCGGAGCCCGUCAGGCAGCAGGCAGAAGGCAGCCCGAGCGGCGCCUGCGGAUUGGAGACACACAGCACGGCGGAUUUAGCUCGCGAGCGAAGCGCGGUCGCCUGCGAGAGGAAGAGAGGAGGACGUGGCAGAAGAAACGCGCUGCCAAGGCGACAGCGGAGAGCCUCAGGUUGUUCUGAAAGACGAACAGGACGGCAGGUCCGUGCGUCUGAAGAAGCGGGCGAGAGUUUAAGGGACUCGCCCAUGGCUCGACUAGACACAAGGGACAGUAGUACAGAUGGCCCUCGAGUAAGAGCCGAGAGAGAGGAAGACCUCUCGACGGGUAACACAUCUGAUGCAGAGCCGAUGGCAGAAAGGCAAGCAAAAGAGACGGCCAGAAGCACGAGGCGAAGUGCACAGCGCCAAACGCAAAAGGGACAAGGCAGUGAAAGUGAAAAAGGUGACCCCAGUGACCCCGGGGCAGGAAGGGGUCGUCAGGUACUAUACGAAGGCGACAUUGCUGAGGGUCUUGCCAUAGGCUGUCACGGGGGAGACGUUGAUGUGAGGCAGAUGUGCGAACGCGUGGUCGUAGGCCUCCCCCUGAUUGACGGUAAAACAGGGAAGGCUUUCACAGAAGGAGAGGCCCACAGGCUGGCCUGGGAUGUUGCCGAACGCCUCAGAACGCUGGAGCAGGGAGACAUGCCCUGA
Besnoitia besnoiti is the source of this 5607-nucleotide messenger RNA. RefSeq lists its product as uncharacterized. The record is from RefSeq and is a predicted model, not a curated record. The coding region runs from base 1 to 5607 and encodes 1868 amino acids. Lineage: Eukaryota; Apicomplexa; Conoidasida; Eucoccidiorida; Sarcocystidae. The transcript is spliced from 7 exons.